Molecule: messenger RNA, 1181 nt
Organism: Pipra filicauda (Wire-tailed manakin)
Lineage: Eukaryota; Metazoa; Chordata; Aves; Passeriformes; Pipridae
Product: urotensin-2 receptor-like
Exons: 1
Coding region: 85-1179 (364 amino acids)
Biological process (GO): regulation of blood pressure; neuropeptide signaling pathway; blood vessel diameter maintenance
Cellular component (GO): membrane
Molecular function (GO): urotensin II receptor activity
Source: RefSeq, a predicted model, not a curated record
UAAGGCUAGACGUGUCCCAUACAGUGAGUGGAGAAGGAACAGGUCUCUGAGAGUUUGAUUUGUUCUUGCUCACCCUACUCAAAGAUGUCUUACAACCCUUCCUUCAUCAGCGCAAGGCCUGGAGAGGAUCCCAAGGGUAGUAGUUUCUUGGAGGAAAGCAGCGGUGGGGGUGAUGACAGUAGUGUCCUGGGAGGGGACAGCCUGGUCACGGGGCCACUGGGUGCAGUGCUGCUGGUCAUGUGCCUCACUGGGAUGGUGGGGAACAUCUACACAGUGGCGGUGGCCUCUGGCAGGGUGGUGGGCUACUCAGCAGGCUCCUUGGGGGUCUAUGUGAUCAACCUUGCCUUGGCUGACCUCCUGUACCUGUCCACCAUUCCCUUCGUGGUUUGCACCUAUUUUGCCCAUGACUGGUUCUUUGGGGAUGUGGGCUGCAGGCUUUUGCUCAGCCUGGACCUCCUCACCAUGCAUGCCAGCAUCUUCCUUCUGACCGCUAUGAGCCUGGAGAGGUACUGGGCGGUGGCGAGGCCGCUGCAGGCCAGGCGGGUCAGCAAUGCUUACCGCAAACUGGCAAGUGCCAUCCUCUGGCUCCUCUCACUCCUGCUUACAGCCCCCAUGAUGGUAAUGACCCAGCUGCGGGAGGGGGACAGGCCCCACAAGCGCAUCUGCAUCCCCACCUGGACACCAGCAGCUUUCCGGCUCUACCUGACAGUGCUGUUUACCACCAGCAUCCUGGCACCCGGUGUGGUGCUGGGCAUCGUCUACACCCGCCUGGGCUGGGCAUACCGGGCCUCAGCCUGGGGCCUGGGGCUGCCAGUGGCCGGCCGGGCCCCCUCCCGGCGGCUCUUCUCCAGGAUCUCUGCCAUCGUGGUGGCCUACUGGGCCUGCUUCCUCCCCUUCUGGGCCUGGCAGCUGGCUGGGCUGUACCAGAAGGAUGGGCUGGGCAUCGGCCCCACUGCCCAGGCCUACCUCAACUUCGGUGUCACCUGCCUGGCAUAUGGCAACAGCUGUGUCAACCCCUUCCUCUACACCCUGCUUGCCAGCAGCUACCACCGGCGCCCUGGCCACAGUGGGAUGGGCAUGGCACAGCCUGCAGCACCCUCCCGGCAGGCUGCAGGAAGCCACAGCCUCCCCCUGACUUUCAAGGAGUUGUCAGGGUCUCUGAGGGAAAGCGAGGGGUGAGC